AUGUCCCACCUCGACGCCAAGGUCGCCGCCAUCGUCGACAAGACGCGAGACUCGGACGACGAGGAUGCUCUGAUCGCCGAGCUCGAGGACGACGAUGCCCUCGACGGCUUCCGCGAGCAGCGCCUGCAGCAGCUCCACCAGGAGUUCUCCCGCGCCAAGCAGAUGCGCAACUCCGACCAUGGCACCUACCAGGAGAUCAAGGACGAGAAGGCCCUGAUGGACAUCACCACCUCCACCAAGCUGUGCGUCGUGCACUUUUUCCACGCCGACUUUACCCGUUGCCGCAUCAUGGACACGCACCUCGAGACGCUGGCUCCCAAGCACUUCGACACCCGAUUCCUGCGCAUCAACGUAGACAACGCCCCCUUCCUCGUGACCAAGCUCAAGGUCCAGGUGCUCCCGUGCGUCAUUGCCUUCAGCGACGGCCAGGGCGUCGACCGCAUUGUAGGCUUCGAGGGUCUUGGAUACGGCACCGACAAGUUCACUACGAGUGACCUGGAGAGGCGCCUGCUGAAGUGCGGCGUCCUGGUGCGCGAGAAGAUGACCGAGGGGGAGAGCGCUACGCUGAGGCGAGCCGCCGCUCAGAAAAAGGAGGACGAGGCAUACGACGACGACGAUGACUGGGACUGA
This is a messenger RNA of Diplodia corticola, 630 nucleotides long. RefSeq names its product thioredoxin-like protein. The record is from RefSeq and is a predicted model, not a curated record. NCBI's taxonomy places the organism in Eukaryota, Fungi, Ascomycota, Dothideomycetes, Botryosphaeriales, Botryosphaeriaceae. The coding region runs from base 1 to 630 and encodes 209 amino acids. The transcript has 2 exons. Gene Ontology annotation, cellular component: cytoplasm.